Molecule: messenger RNA, 951 nt
Organism: Colletotrichum orchidophilum
Lineage: Eukaryota; Fungi; Ascomycota; Sordariomycetes; Glomerellales; Glomerellaceae
Exons: 2
Coding region: 1-951 (316 amino acids)
Cellular component (GO): RAVE complex
Source: RefSeq, a predicted model, not a curated record
AUGCUUAUCAGGCUUGAAACCCCUCCGCAGGCCCGCGAAUUAGAAUGGAUCGUCGUGGAAACCCACGCAAUCCUCAAGGACAUCCGCCACGGCCUGCAGGACUGCUAUGCUCUCUUGGCCCCAAUCGACCCGGGAAGCACCCUCGUCAUGAGCACGCAGCGUAACGAGCGCGUAAAGGGAACAGUAACCCGAGUCGGCACGCGGAUAAUCAAAGGAACAAUUCACCUCCAGCUCCGAACCCUCCCAACGCAGACCCUGAACCUCGAACCCUCCCACCCGGUCCACAUCGCCGCCCUCGAAACGAUCCACACCCAUCUGACAGAGUGCCUCGACCUCCUCUCCCUAACAGACACCCCGGCCCCCUCUAACAACCCGACCCAGCUCGCCGCCCAGUUGCGCAUCAUCGCAGCCUCCCUAAACGAAUCCUCCUCCCUCCUGAAGGGCCCUGCCCUGAACGAAGCCGACCCCAGCUGGCAGACCGACUCCUGCCCGCCCGUCCAUUUUGCCCCAGCCCUCGGCCCAAAUAUCAGCGUUCACCUGGGUCUCCAAGAAUCGAGCUUGGUGCUUUGGCUGCGCGCCCUCGAACCCGUUGAUUCGCCGGUACACUUCGGUACCAAGCUCGGCCUCGCCUUGGGAACGGUACGCAGGCUGGAACACGACGAGAUGGACCGGCCCUUCCGCUUCACGUACAGCACCAUUACGGACGGCGGGCAGAAGCACAGGCAUGGCACAGCGCAGUCGAGAAGCAGCGGGAGUAGCCCAAGCGGCUUGGGCACACCCUCCAGCACUGGCGAGGCCACAGAGGUUUUUGUGAGGGAGAAGGUCCGCGUCGAGAGUCUGCCCGACCCGAAUCUCAUGUCUCUGUCUGCCAAGCUGGUUGCCUUGGGUCACACGCUGGCUAGUGCUAGGAGGAACCUGGCAGCUGUCAUGGGCGAUGAAUUCGACGAGUGA